Molecule: messenger RNA, 2922 nt
Organism: Aureococcus anophagefferens
Lineage: Eukaryota; Pelagophyceae; Pelagomonadales; Pelagomonadaceae
Exons: 4
Coding region: 1-2922 (973 amino acids)
Source: RefSeq, a predicted model, not a curated record
AUGGCAGGCCUCCCAAAGCUGCGCGCGCUGCUCCUCGCGGUGGCGGGCGUCGGCGCGCUGCGGAGCGCGCCGAGCCGCUUCGCGAACCGGGGCAGCGCCGCGUCGGCGCGGAAGCGCAUCCUGCCCGUGCUGCGGCCCGAGGGCGGCGCGCCGGCGCUCAUGCCCGUGCCCGGCCUCAAGCGGCGCCCAGGGCAGCAAAAGGGUGAUUCAACGCGGCGCCUGCGCUACGCCCUCUCCGGCGCGGCGCAGGUCGCCUUCGUCGGCGACCUGAAGAAGUACGGCGCCUGCGUGCGGCUCCUCGACGACGGCACGGGCGUCGUCUGCGACGUCGCGCUCGCCGAGGUCGCGGACGACGGGUCCGCGGCGGCCGUCGUCGCGGGCUGCGAGGACCUGGACGCGCGCGUCGCCAUCGGGCGCACGGCCAAGGAGUUCCCCUAUACGGCCGUCGAGUGCGGGCCCUGCGCCGACGACGAGGCGCCGCGCGAGGACGACCCGCUGGCGCCCUACGACGUCGUCGACGGUUUGGGAUCCGUGGAGGACGAGCGGGAGAAGUGCUUCGGCGUGCUCAAGCGCACGCUCGAGCUCUGCGACCGCAUCGACGGCGCCCUCGGGGCCGUCGACGGCCUCGGCGAGCCCCUGCCCGAGGGCGAGUACCGGCGGAUGCUCGACCGGCUCGAAGAGGCGCGCGCGGCGUGCCUCGACGAGGACGCGUUCCUCGACGGCGCGGCGGCCGCCGCGGACCGGGAGAGGCGCGAGCGGCGCUUCUCCUUCGCCAUGCUCGCGCUCGUCGACGCGCCGGACGGCGUCGCGAGCAACUGCGUCCGCAGCCGGUCCGCGGCGCGGCGCUACGCGGCCGUCGCGCGCCACGCGGGCCCGCUCUACAAGGAGCUCGCGGCCAUCGCGAGCCUCAUGGCCGCGGCGGCGGGAAAGCGGCCGCCGCGGCCCGCGCCGAGCGACGCGCCCCUCGCCUUCGCGGCGCUCCGGCCGGGCCGCCGCGUGUCCUACUGGUGGAGCGAGGACCUCGGCUGGGCGUCGGGCACGGUCAAGGCGACGCCGGCGUCCGAGUCCGUCACCAUCGACUUCGACGCGCCCGAGGGCGACGUCGAGGUCCGCCACCUGCCGCUCCUCGCCACCGCUUCCGUCGGCCGCGCCGCCGAAGCCAUGGCGCCGAUCCUCGACGACUACGGCGCGGCGUCGGCGACGGACGAGGACCUCGCGCGGCGCAAGGCGCGCGACGCCGUCCACAGCAAGUGGGACUCGCACCCGGAGGUCACGAAGAAGCCCAGCGUGCGCGACAUGGAGAACGAGCUGCCCGAGGGCAUGAAGUUCGUCGACAACGAGUCGAACGCGACGGAGCGCGAGGAGGCCGAGCACCGCGACCGCAUGGACCGCGAGAUGGACGAGACGUGCAGCCUCGAGACCGCGCGGCGCCUCAUGACGCUCCACCGCGACGGCGCGCCCAUCGAGCAGCUCCGCGCGGAGUACGAGGAGAUGGACAAGAACGAGCGCCACGGCAUGCUGCCCAUGAUGAACGACGACGAGCGCGCGGAGCUCGCGGAGUGGUCCACGAAGCUCAACAACGCGCUCCGCGCGGAGAACGAGUCCAAGGGCGACAAGAAGCUCGUCCAGCGCCGCGAGGAGAUCUACCUCGAGUACCGCAAGCGCUACGUGCGCGUCCGCAGCGACAUCGAGGUGCGGGAGAAGCUCAAGGGCAUGGACGAGGGCACCGCCGCCGCGUGGCGCGAGGCGGACCGCCUCGAGCGCGACGAGGGCAAGAUGCCCCAGGACGUCGCCACGGAGUUCCGCGCGCGCAUGACCGACGAGGAGUGGGCGAAGAUGGAGGCGCUCACGGACAUCGCGAAGAUGCAGGAGGCCGGCGCGUCCAUGACGCAGGUCCAGGAGGCGCUCGCGGCGCACGACCUCGCGUCCGAGGACGACAUCGAGAAGCUCUUCUACAACGCGGACUACCGCGACAAGACCUUCGCGGAGCUGCCGCCCCGGGACGGCGGCGACGCGGCGCCGGCCGUCGACGACGACGGCUACGCGCUCGAGGCCACCGCGGAGAAGGCGCGCGGCUUCGAGCCGUCGAAAGGCGACGUCGGCCUCGAGGGCCGCCAGGCCAAGCUCAAGUUCGACCGGGGCUUCCUCGAGCGCGAGGCCCACAAGGACCGCGCGGAGAACCCGCGGCCGCCGAAGCCGCCGCCGCCGCCGUCGUCGUCGUCGGAGAGCGACGCGUCCGACGACGACGCGGACGCGGCGCCGCCGGAGCCGCCGGAGUCGCCGGACGUCGCCAUCGCCAAGCUCCGCGGCGCGGACCUGCCGGACAAGUCCAUCGCGGCCUACAUCGGCGACCUCCUCGGCCUCGACGACGCCAAGGCGGCGGCCGCGCUCGAGAAGGCGUCGCGAGAGUACGCGCGAUUGAAGUUCCCGAGCCCGGACAAGGCGCCCGACAAGGAGUCCGUCGAGCUCUACUUCGUCGCGCUCGCCGACGCCAUCGACGCCGCGCGCCAGCGCCGCGAGGCCGGCCACGACGAGGCGCGCGUCGUCCGCGAGCUCGUGGAUCGCAUGAAGUUCAACGUCGACCACCCGCCGGACCGCGCGCCGCUCGCCGAGCCGACGAUCCCCGAGCCCGACCGGCGCUCCAAGCUCCCCGCGGGCCAGAAGUACGACGGCGACCCGCUCUCCGAGGCCGACGUCCGCUUCAUGGUCGAGUGCGUCCGCAUCCGCGAGAGCGACGCCGAGGACGACGGGAGGCUCCGCGCGCGCGUCAUGCAGCACAUGCAGGCCCACGGCACGGCGUUCCUCGAGCACAUGGAGCACACGGCGAACCUCAUCACGCUCUUCCGCGAGAUGGGCGUCGGCCCGGACGAGCGCACGGAGCGCCUCAUCAUCCACUACCGCUGCGACGAGUGGACCGGGUAG